Monoraphidium neglectum is the source of this 1830-nucleotide messenger RNA. RefSeq lists its product as hypothetical. Bases 1 to 1830 code for a protein of 609 amino acids. Lineage: Eukaryota; Viridiplantae; Chlorophyta; Chlorophyceae; Sphaeropleales; Selenastraceae. Gene Ontology annotation, molecular function: ATP binding; protein kinase activity. The record is from RefSeq and is a predicted model, not a curated record. Gene Ontology annotation, biological process: protein phosphorylation. The transcript is spliced from 7 exons.
AUGAUCUGCCAAAAGGCCGAGGCGCUUCCGCUGAACGUGGCAACCCUGUCGCGGCUGUACAACGCUCAGAAAGCCGGCGGCGACGUGGACGACGACGAAGGCAGCCCUGCGGAAGUGACCGGCGGCAGCUGCGACAACGGGUCUGGGGUGGCAGCAGUGGCGGUGGGCUUCGCUCCGUCAACUUGGAGGCAUGAUCUGGAGGUGGCCCUGGCAGCCGCAGAGCGCGGUCACAUUAGCCCAAUCUGGAAGCUACUCCUGCAGCACCACACCUCGCUGAUGGACCGGCCCCUGCCGCUGCCACCGGAGGCACAGCAGCAGGUUGCCGCCCUGGCAAGCCAGGCGCUCACGUGCUGUGCAGCGGCGCUGCGGGUGGCUGGAGGCACGAGAGACAGCGACAUGGUCGACGGCGUCAUGAGGGUGGCGACAGCCGCCCUGCAUGCCGUGCAGUCCUACUGCGCUCUGGAUGCGGCUGAUGUUGUGCGGCUGGAGCACGCCGUCGGCCCCCUGGACCCGGAGGUCCAGCUGCGCCUGCGCCUGCGUGCUGCCGCCUCACUGCUGCCCGCGGGCGAUGAUGCUGGGCCCCUACUGCCGUUGAUCAGCGAAGGGCCGAAGGAUCUUUUGUGGUCAGGCUUGGCGUUACUGGAAGAGAAGCUGGGGCCCGCCGGCCCGUCAGGCGCGUUCGGUGCCACCGCCGCCGUGGGCCUGCGCCUGGUCAGCCCCGCGGCGGCCUGGCUGCAGCCGAGCGUCCCUGGGCAGGUGAAGGCCGUGAUGGGCAACGCGCGUGACCACAGGCCCAUGGCCGGCCGCCUGGUACGACUGGCGACAGUCACCAACUUGCUGAAGGGCUGCCUACCAAUCUGGAGCGCCGGCGCCAGCCGGCACAUGAUGCGCGUGCUGAUGCGGCGGGCCGACUGCUCGGCCACGCAGCACCUGCUGGGCAGUCUGCCCGCGCUGCCGGCCAUGGUGGCGGUCCCCCCAGCGGCAGCCAGCCGCAAGGGCGGCAAGCCAGGCAUGGCGGAUGCCGAGGCCAUGCCUGCGUUACCGUUGGCCGAGGCGGCGGUGCCAUCACCGCCGCCGCCGCCGCCGCCACAGCAGCAGCAGCAGCAGCAGCAGCAGCGGCGGCAGCAGCAGCAGCAGCAGCAGCAGCAGCAGCAGCAGCAGCAGCAGCAGCAGCCCAAUAAGCUACUCGUGUGGCGCAGCCCAGCAGCGACCGAGCCGGGUCUAGCCCCCGUGAUCGCGCAGAUGGUGGCCGCAACGGCGGAGGCCCACUCCCACGGCAUCAUCAUUGGCGAUUUGAAGGGAGAUAACUGGCUGGUGGUCAGGGACGAAGACAGCAAGGUGCGGCUGCAGGCCGCCGACCACGAUGGCUUUGCGGCGCCCUUCUGGCAGGGCAGCAUGAUGGGGCCAGCCCAGGCCACUUUCAUGUCCCCUGAGCGCGCCGCGCUGCCCGUCACGGCGCGUUUCAGCGGCAGCCUCAGCUGGCAGGAGGAUAUCUAUGCGCUUGGCUGCACGGCGCUCGCGCUCGGACUAGGCACCGUGCGCGGCACGCCGCCCCCGUGCCUGGUGCUGCCGGUCGGCGCCGACGCGCCGGACGCCCAGCUCAUGCGGGAUCUGGUGCUGAACCUCAACGGCGAGCCGCUUGCGGAAGAUCUGGAGGCGUUCAUUGCGGGCUGCAUGCGCCGGGACCCGCAGCGGCGCCCGAGCGCCCAGGAGCUCCUGGCGACGCCGUUUGUGCGCCGCGGCCUGCGGGAGGCGGCGGCGUCUGGCAUGUGGGGCGGCAUGGCGUCGGCAGUGACAGCCAGCCUCGAGACUGCUUUGCCUGGGUACUAA